UUUGCAACACUCGGAAGUGCUUCUUCCCCAAGAGAAGUUACAAAACGGGGAGACAGUUAUUACAACAAAGGAAGAUGAUUUUGAUGAUUCAGAGACCUCAGAAUUCAAUUGCAAUCAUCUGAGCUUCGGAGAUGCGAUAUUUGCCAUGUUUCUAGUGGCUCCUCUUGUGGUGGGCAUGUGGCGUAGUACGUGGGGCAUCAUGGAACUGCACCGGAACAUGUUCCCCAACGUGCAGAUCUACCUCCUCGGUAUGCUGAUACAUAUAUCUUUUGCGUUGGUCAGGUCCUAUUUAUUAUCAAGAUCACGAUCAACAAAAGAGAAUAAACCGAAAUUCCACUGGAUUAGAGAACGAGUGUUGUCUAGGGUCUACGGUUAUAUCUUCAUCUUGUCUUGUAUAAUGCAUUGGCGCGGCGGCUGGGGAAUAUUCGACAUGCUCGUAGCUGCUGUAAUACCUGAAGAGAAUGACCCUCACAGGCCUGUGUUGAUAGGAGCACUGACUUUGUUUAUGUACGCGAGUACUGCCGCAGUUCGCGCCGCGAGGAACCUCCUCGCGAGUCCAUAUUUCCUCGUCACUGACGGAAAGGAAGCCACGUACCAGUUCGACACCAGAUUCCGGAGACAAACGAGUCGGGAGAUGGCACUGUACGUGCUGGACUGCAUCUUUUCGGUGACGGUGGUGGGUUCGCUGGUGGUGUUCGUGUGGCGAGGCUCCUGGGCACUGCUCGACAUCUUCUUGUAUCCGGAUGACCAGGUCCGCUCCUUCUGGACCUCUUUGGUGGGUGGGUACGUAGUAGUCCUGGUGACGUUCGUGCUGCAAGUGCCGAUGCGGUGGGCGGCGGCGCGGCUGCACGGCGCCCCGCGCCUGCUGCUGGUCGAUGUCUACCAUCUUAUGUCCUUUGUGGCGACUGUCAACGUGUGGCGAGGAGUAUGGGGAUUGCUCGAUGUGUAUUACUUUCCAGAUCGACCAAAAUUUAGCAACUGGUCAAUACACAUAAUCAGUCUAACAUUGCUCAUUUUACUUAACUGCUCCAACUCCAUACUCGUCAGAGGAGUGUACAUCGAUGCAGAGGAACCCGCGGGAGACUGCGUCGUAUUCCCCUGUCAUUACCUUAGACUCUUCUUCCACAAAGAGAGAACUAAAAAGAGACACAGCAGGGUACUGGCGGCGGCCGCGCUCUCCGCCGCCAGGAAAACGGAAGAAGCGAGCAUGUUGCAAACGCCAGAGGAAAAAGUCUAGAACUUUCUAUAGACUGCAGUGUUGUUACUUAGUUAUAUAUCCAGUGGCAAUCAGUACUGUCCGUUAUUACUGGUAUUGUUAUUUUGACAGACAUUUAAAUAAUAUAUAGACUGGGCAUAGUUAACAACGUUUUUUCACCGGUACUUUCUCUGAAAGGUAACGAGUUUAGUGUAACUCUAUGUAUUGAUAUGCAAUUAAACAUUUUACAAAAUCAAAAUAGACUCCAUCUUUUCUUAUAAAAUAGACAGUAUUAAAAAAAUAUUAUUUUAAAUACAGUUAAUUAUAUUGAUGUAUGGAUUUGACGAUCUAUGCCUCCUCUAUAUAUAUUUUUAAUCUCUUUGUAUUUUAUAAUUAUUAAAAGCGAGAUGUUUUUGAAAAAAACAUUUUGUCUGUUACUGCAUUUUUGUUACACCAAGAAUUGUAAAAUGUUAAAAAGUAUUUUAACUUUACAUCGUUAAGUAGGAACUUAACGGUUUUAAGUUAGUAAUUUAGUUACAUUUUCUUCUUGAUAAUUUGUUGUUAUUUUUUAUAUCUUCAUUCUUUGAGAUUAAGGUCAGAGCUCUAUCCUGCCUCUUAGAUAUAUUCUUUUUCUAUAUAUUUACAUGCACAUAGAUCUUGAGAAUUAUUUUUAUUACAAAGUACCGUUUAUUUUAUGUUUUUUUAUAAUUCUGUUCGAUUGUGCCAUAGAUUGCAUUAUCAAUUUUAUUAAAUCACCUCAUUUAUGGCUCGAUAAUUGCAUUUAUAUUGAUUAGAAUUCUUCAAAUUUUUGCCAUUUCGUUUAGCGCUGGCGCUUUAAGAAAUCGUGGAAACGUAUAUUUUCUUUAUUUAAGUUUGUUAACUGUGGUCUUCGAAACAGUUGUAUAUAAUAUUGUUAUCUGUUAGAAAAGACAGAAAACAAUACAAGGCUUUUGUCGCGGAAUUUCACGGUUAUUUAUUUAAGUUUUAUUAAUAAUGCAUCAGUAUUGGUGGAAUGUUGCUUUUACUACAAAGUGAACCUCUUGAACGACCAAAAAAAAAUUAAAAACGUGUAAAAAUUUAAAUCGCUUCUAUCUUUUUUGGAGCGAAAAUUAUUAAACAAUUGUGUAUAAUCUGCUGAUUUAUUAACACUUUGUCCAGUAUUACUGUCAAAAUCAAAAUUAUUGUUAUUAAUAAUUAAAAAGAAUAGUUAUGAAAACAUUCUUCAAAGAAAACUAACAUUGACUUGAACUUUAAACUAUAAAUGAAUUUUAUUAUGCUAAAAAGAAAGAAUUUGUAAUUUGUCAUCUUUAUGUUAUAUGUCUUAAUAUUAAGACUAUUAACUGUUAUUUCUUUUGUUAAAUAAGAGAGAAAACCGAUUUUGUUCAAAGAUUUCUUAGUAUAUAAUAGUAAAUAAGCGAAUUAUAAAUAUAAGUUUGAGCAGGUGUUGAGAUCUAAGUCAAAGUGAUCAUUCCACAUUUUGUAUUAUAUUUUAUAUAGUUAGUAGAAAUAGUUUGUAAGUCUAUGUAAAUAAUGUACCUACGUCGUUGUGAAAGCAAAGUAUUUAAUAAAAUAAUUAAUAAUUUAA
This is a messenger RNA of Papilio polytes (common Mormon), 2780 nucleotides long. RefSeq lists its product as uncharacterized. Gene Ontology annotation, cellular component: presynaptic membrane. The transcript is spliced from 7 exons. The record is from RefSeq and is a predicted model, not a curated record. Gene Ontology annotation, biological process: neuromuscular synaptic transmission; clustering of voltage-gated calcium channels; neuron-neuron synaptic transmission. Lineage: Eukaryota; Metazoa; Arthropoda; Insecta; Lepidoptera; Papilionidae. Bases 146 to 1237 code for a protein of 363 amino acids.